UUCACCUGAAAGACCAUCUUCAAUAAUCAAUCGAUUUGUCUGCAUGACACUUUCAAAUGUUCUAAUUCCCAUUACCUACUAACUUUUGAACAAUACUUCACUAUUUCGCUACAAACGUUGGCGGAAUUUAGCUAUUUUCUAAACUCUGAUCCAUCGUGGCUGAUGACGUCAACUUCCACGUCGACAAUGACAAUGACGUCACGUCCAACUUCUCUCUCGGAUUCGGGUAUCCGCUUGUCUCCAGAUACUGAUAAUUCAGCUGAAACUCUCACUUCUUUGGCUUCUCCUCUGAAUGAUGGAGAUGACAGUGCUCGAUCCAAAAGUCGAAUGGAGAAGUAUUUUGCGGAAAAACCAGACAAAAAUAUUUUCAUGAAGCUAAUCCAUCCCAGCUACCAUGAGCGAAAUCUACAAUUCAAGAAGAUUUUUGUAGAUAAAGGUCUCAUCGAGGAGAAUGAUCAGUUUUUAGCAUCAUAUUCCUGUGCUUAUCAACGAGAGAUUCUUGCUCAAGGUCGAAUGUUCAUUUCACAAUUUAAUGUCUGUUUCUAUGCAAAUAUAAUUGGAUGGGAAACAACUCUAGUCAUCCCAAUGAAAGAAAUCAGCUUAGUCAAGAAAAUGAAAGCCGCUUUCAUUUUUCCCAAUUCGAUUCAGAUUGAACGAGACACUAAGGAAAAAUACUUUUUUGCUUCAUUCAUUAAUCGGGACAAAUCAUAUCAAGUUCUGACAACAGCCCAUCAAAAGGUAGCUGGAGAAGAUGAAAAAGCAAUGACAAGAGAAGAAGUUUGGGAUAUGGUGUACAAUAGUGAAGAUAAGAACUCACAAAACCAAACGCCACCCGACGGAAGUACACCGGCAUCUACAAAAAAUACAUCUACAGAAAACAUGACAAACCUCAGCUCCCGAUCCUUCAACAGUUCCAUUUCUCCACGCACCGAAGCUUCUACUUUGAAAAAUAACAACGACAAAGACAACACGUCCCAAAGUUCCACGUCAUCCGACUUCCAUGAUGAAGAUUCAGCUACUCAUUUCUCUGAACAGUUUGAGCAAGAAGAUGAAAUAAUUGAAGAAGUUCCAUGUCCUUGUUCUGAACAUUUUGGACGUCUUAUUAUGGAUAAGGAAUUCAAAGUUUCUGUUGAGAAGUUCUAUGAAUUGUUAUUCACGGAUAAUGAGUUCCUAACUAUGUUGAAUCAAAAAACAAAGACUGCUGAGUAUGUAGCUGCAACAUGGGUUCGUGAUCAUCAAGGAGACAACACGCGUACUUGCACAUAUACAGUAUCCCUAGCUCAUGCAAUGGCUCCAAAAGCAAUUAUUGUGAAUGAGAAACAAAUUCUAACACAUUAUCCAAAUCCAAAACAAGGAAUAAUGAUGCAAAAAGAGACACAGAACUCUGGAGUACCAUAUUCUGAUAAUUUCACUGUCAAUUGUCGAUACUGCAUAUCAAGAACUGGUCCAACAUCGUGUAGAAUAAAGGUACACGGAGGUGUUAUGUACAAGAAGAGUACAUGGGCAGUGGUGAAGACAUUCAUUGAGAAAGGGACUCAUCAGGGUCUUGAUGAACAUUAUCAAUUGUUGAGUAAGCUUGUUGAUGAGUAUGCAGCCAAUCAUCCAGACGAGGAUCUCAGAGCCCCAAUGUCGAUUACAUUCCCAAAUGGAAGAGAUGUCAUAAAAUCAUGCGAAUCAGAGUCCACACCCAAUGAGGUCCGCCACCGUCGUUCACAGAAGUCUCCAGAACGUCUUCUGGCUGGUGGCGAAAUCGCGAAAAUUGUCGAUGAUUCGCAGUUUCUCCCUGAAUCACAAAUCAUUCAACCUAUUGCAACUACCAAUAAACUGACUGCAGUUGAUUACAAACCGUUCUUGAUUGCUAUCAUUGCUCUUCUGACGUUAUUCUUCAUUGCAAACAUCUGGAUUCUGCAUGGAUUUCACAGAGAAUCUUUGCCUGUUUCAAGAAAUGACCAGGAUCUUGCUGAGAUGUUGUCGACAUUAAUGGAUCAAGUGAAACAGCUCAAAGAAAAAGUGGAUCAAAUUAAAAAAUCUGAAUAGACGUUCAAGUUCAGCUGCCAAUUGUUUUGUAAAUAAGAAACUCCCGUGUAUCAUUCUCAAGCAUUCCAUGUCUUCCAUGUGGCCCGUUUUUCACUUCACCGAUCCGUAAAGCUUUAAAUUUAAAUUAUGGCUACAACUUUUCCGGUUUCCUCUUUUCCCUUUUGUUAAUUCAAUGUAUUUAGUUACAGUUUCCCUUUUAUGUGAUCAAGAUUGAUUGAAGAAAAUGAAAUAAAAUAAUGCAAGUGUGAUCAAAAUCAUAAUACAAAUUUAGAAUUGAUUUGCUAGUGAUUUCUCCUCCGUUUUCUCAUGUACUUUUUCCGUGAAAAUAAAUGAUUUGAAAUUU
Caenorhabditis elegans is the source of this 2380-nucleotide messenger RNA. It is a transcript of the gene ZC328.3, whose product is annotated as VASt domain-containing protein. Bases 187 to 2037 code for a protein of 616 amino acids. Gene Ontology annotation, cellular component: endoplasmic reticulum membrane; organelle membrane contact site; membrane. Lineage: Eukaryota; Metazoa; Nematoda; Chromadorea; Rhabditida; Rhabditidae. The transcript has 9 exons. The record is from RefSeq and is marked reviewed.